Molecule: messenger RNA, 2217 nt
Organism: Pogoniulus pusillus (Red-fronted tinkerbird)
Lineage: Eukaryota; Metazoa; Chordata; Aves; Piciformes; Lybiidae
Product: arylamine N-acetyltransferase, pineal gland isozyme NAT-10
Exons: 2
Coding region: 88-960 (290 amino acids)
Molecular function (GO): arylamine N-acetyltransferase activity
Source: RefSeq, a predicted model, not a curated record
CCUGGCUUCACCAACUGCUGUCCCAGUAAUAACCAACUCAGAAACUGAAUACACCAAUCAAUAAAUAAGGCUGUCUUAAGAGGUGACAUGAACCUUGAAGAGUAUUUUGCAAGAACUGGCUAUAAAGGUUCCACUGAAAAACAAGAUUUGGAAACCUUAACUGAUAUAUUCCAGCACCACAUCCGUGCUGUUCCCUUCGAAAACCUCAGCAUCCAUUGCGGGGAGAAAAUCACUUUGGAGUUGGAGCAGGUUUAUAACAAGAUCGUGCGGAGGAAGCGGGGGGGCUGGUGCAUGGAAAACAACCAGCUGCUGGGCUGGGUGCUGAAAAGCCUGGGUUAUGAUGCCAGCUUUCUGGGAGCUUAUGUGUUCAAUCCGCACCAAAACGCCUAUGCCACCAUCAUGACCCACCUCCUCGUAAAGGUGGUUAUUGAGGGCAAGCCCUACAUUGUUGACGGGGGCUUUGGCGUAUCCUAUCAGAUGUGGCAACCGAUGGAGCUCGUGUCAGGGAAGGACCAGCCCCAGGCUCCCGGCAUCUUCCGCUUCACAGAACGAAAUGCCCUCUGGUACCUUGAGAAACUGAGGCGCAAGCAGCACAUCCCCAACCAGCACUUCUCCAACUCCGACCUUCUGGAGAAAAAAGAGUGCCGCCAAGUCUACAUGUUCACUCUGGAGCCACGGACAGUGGAAGACUUCCGUUUCCAGUGCACAUACCUUCAGACCUCUCCAGAUUCCCUCUUUACAAAGAAGUCCAUCUGCACCCUCCAGACCACCGAAGGUUUUCGGGCGCUAAUUGGGUGGACACUCACAGAGACCACAUACAACUACAAGGAAAAUACAGAUCUGGUGGAAUUCGUAACGCUGGAAGACGAAGAGGUGGAAAAAACACUCAAGGAGAAAUUCAACAUAACCCUAGAUAGAAAACUUGUCCCAAUUAACAUCAAAGGAUUUUACACAAUCUAGAUGACCAGAGAAACCUGUGGCCCUAUGUACAAUAACUUCUGCUCUCUGCACAACUGCUACUGUGAGAUGAUGGGAUCAUAGAAUCAACCAGGUUGGAAGAGACCUGCAAGAUCAUCCAGUCCAACCUAUCCCCCAGCCCUAUCCAGUCAACUAGACCAUGGCACUAAGUGCCUCAGCCAGUCUUUUCUUGAACACCUCCAGGGACGGUGACUCCACCACCUCCCCGGGCAGCCCAUUCCAAUGCCAAUCACUCUCUCUGCCAACAACUUCCUCCUAACAUCCAGCCUAUACUUCCCCCGGCACAACUUGAGACUGUGUCCCCUUGUUCUGUUGCUGCUUGCCUGGGAGAAGAUCCUCUUGCAGGCAACUGAAGGAAAAAAAUACAUUAAUACCAGAUUAAAGUGAAUUUCACUCUCUGAAAAAAUCAGGAAUUUAAGACUCUUCUGUCAGGCAGAUAGAUGUGAAAUGACUGCGGUUCAAUUUUUGGCACAAAUGUAGGAUCUGAUUUGAAUCUGGUUAUAAACUUGGGCAAUAAAUAUGCCGGGGGGAUUCUGGAGUGCCUACAGCACAUAAAUAAGAGUAUAGAAUAUUAAUUGUGGUAGGCUGCCAGCACAUUUUCUAUGGUUAUUAUAGGGAGAAAAAGCAUCUGUGAGCAUUUAGACAAUAAAGUAUACACUUAAACCUUUGUUUUUCACAAGAUCUAACCACUUGCAGCAGUUCUCAUUUCUCUGUCUUUAACAUAAGUAAAACAAUGUCACAUUUGAAGGGAGCAUUCAGAAGCAUAGCACUUUCCUUGUCAGAAGAAACACAGUACAGAAUUGAAGUGAUCAUCAUAUGCAUCCCUUUUGUCACGGCUGCAGGAAACUGCCCUGGUUUUGGUACACAGGCACUUUCUGGUGAUGCACAUUGUCUAUACUGCAGCACUGCUGCAGCUGAUGGGCUCUAAGGAUACACCCACAAGCCUUGCUUCUGAUGAGUAAUCACCCUAUAAAGGGUGAGUGGUGCUUAAACAUCACAAGUGGCUUAGAUUUACUUCUGCCCCAGAACUGGUGGAAAUUAUGUGGUUUUUUAGCAUGGCUAAAUGCUGUUUGUGUGAGAAAGGCAGAGCAAUGAAGCUACACCCUUACAUUUCUCCUCUUGGUGUAGAGCAAAUAUGGGAGCCCACACAGCUAGCAGGAGCUAGCAGGAGCUAGCUGUGUGCAGGAGCUUUAAUUUCACAACUGAAAAAUAAAAAACAAACUCAAGAAGCUGACCAAA